Messenger RNA from Cryptosporidium ubiquitum, 1569 nucleotides. Its product is annotated as thioredoxin reductase. The record is from RefSeq and is a predicted model, not a curated record. Gene Ontology annotation, cellular component: cytosol; mitochondrion. Gene Ontology annotation, biological process: glutathione metabolic process; cell redox homeostasis; cellular response to oxidative stress. The transcript has a single exon. Bases 1 to 1569 code for a protein of 522 amino acids. Gene Ontology annotation, molecular function: glutathione-disulfide reductase (NADPH) activity; flavin adenine dinucleotide binding; thioredoxin-disulfide reductase (NADPH) activity. NCBI's taxonomy places the organism in Eukaryota, Apicomplexa, Conoidasida, Eucoccidiorida, Cryptosporidiidae.
AUGAAAUUUACUUUAAUCACAGUGUUAGUCUUAUUAUUAAUGAAAAAGGCAAAAACUGUUAUGGCUGAUCUAAAAUUUAUGUAUGAUUUGGUUGUUGUUGGUGGAGGCUCUGGAGGGAUGGCAGCUGCAAAAGAGGCAGCUAAGUAUGGCAAGAAGGUAGUAUUAUUUGAUUAUGUAAAGCCUUCUACUCAAGGCACAAAGUGGGGGUUAGGAGGGACAUGUGUGAAUGUAGGAUGUGUACCAAAGAAACUUAUGCAUUACUCAGCAUUGAUAGCUAGUAGUAUUCAUCAUGAUGCUCCAGUAUAUGGACAUAAGAUAAGCUCUAACUUUGAAUGGGAAAAAUUGAUAGAAACUGUGCGAAAUCAUGUAAGAAUGCUCAACUUUAGCUAUCGCACAGGACUACGCGUAGGAAAUGUUGAGUAUAUAAAUGCAUUAGCGAAAUUAAUUGACGCUCACUCUGUUGAGUAUGAAAUUAAUGGUCAGAAGAAUGUAAUUACUUCUAAAUAUAUUCUAUUAGCGACAGGAGGUCGACCCAAUGUCCCAGAAACAGUUCCGGGAGCCAUACAAUAUGCAAUUACCUCCGAUGACAUUUUUUAUCUUCCCAAAGGUCCGGAAAAGACUCUAAUAGUAGGUGCAUCCUAUAUUGGUCUAGAAACAGCAGGGUUCUUAAAUGAACUGGGUUUCGAUACAACUGUCGCAAUGAGAUCGAUACCUUUAAGAGGGUUUGACAGGCAGUGCUCUGAAAAAAUUGUUGAAUACAUGAAGUCAAUAGGAACUAAGUUUCUUGUUGGAGUAGUCCCAAUUAACAUUGAGAAGACAGAUGAGGGAAAUCUCAAAGUAUCUUUUAGCGACGGUUCAACUGAAGAGUUUAACACCGUUUUAUAUGCAACAGGUCGUAGCCCUGAUGUAAAAGGUCUAAAUUUGGGGGCAGUUGGGGUAGAAGUUUCGGAUUCCGGUAAGAUUGUUGCUCCGGAAGAUGCCACUUCUGUUCCAAGUAUAUUUGCUGUAGGAGACAUUGUAGAGGGAAGACCAGAAUUGACUCCAGUUGCUAUCAAAGCUGGAGUCCUUCUGUCAAGAAGGCUUUUCGCCGAAUCAGAUGAAUUCAUUGACUAUGAUUUUAUCCCUACUACUGUGUUUACACCUAUUGAAUAUGGACAUGUUGGUCUCUCGUCUGAAGCUGCAAUUGCAAAAUAUGGUGAGGACGACGUCGAAGAGUACCUUUCUGAGUUUAGUACUCUUGAAAUAGCAGCUGCACAUAGGGAAAAACCAGAACACCUUCGUGAAAAUGACAUGGAUUUUGCGCUUCCUUUAAACUGUUUAGCAAAGCUUAUUACAGUUAAGAGUCAAGGCGAAAAGGUAGUUGGGUUUCAUUUUGUUGGGCCCAAUGCCGGGGAAAUUACUCAAGGAUUUUCGCUUGCAAUCAAACUUGGAGCAACCAAGAAAGAUUUUGACGAUAUGAUUGGAAUCCACCCAACUGAUGCAGAAGCAUUCGGCAUUCUAGAAGUUACAAAAAGAUCAGGAGAAUCAUUUGUUGCUUCUGGGGGAUGUGGUGGCGGAAAAUGCGGAUAA